Messenger RNA from Uncinocarpus reesii 1704, 309 nucleotides. RefSeq lists its product as uncharacterized. Bases 1 to 309 code for a protein of 102 amino acids. Lineage: Eukaryota; Fungi; Ascomycota; Eurotiomycetes; Onygenales; Onygenaceae. The transcript is spliced from 2 exons. The record is from RefSeq and is a predicted model, not a curated record.
AUGGCCGACAAAUAUAACGCCGCUCCUCCCGCCUAUCCUGCGCCCGCCCACACCGGCAACUACCCUCCUCAAGGCGCCGCGCAGGACUUCUACGGCGGUCAACAGCCGCAAUAUCCUCCCCAGCAGCAAGGCUAUUAUCCUCCUCAGCAAGGCUACCCACAACAAGGAAUGUACUACGGGCCCCAGGGCGGUCAACAGCCACAGCAAGGUUACUACGUUGAUGAUCGAAGAAGCGGCAUGGGCACAGGAAUAUGUGCUGGCAUAUUAGGCGCAUUGGCAUGCUGCUGCUGUCUGGAUAUCAUCUUCUAA